AUGAAGUACUCUCUUACCGCAAUCACCGCAUUCGCCCCCCAGCUCGGGUUCGCCCUUGUGGGCAAUAACUGGUCUUCUUCAGGUCAUCCCUCGGGUGGCUUACGAGACGUUACUUUUCCAUUCAACAUGGCCGGAGCAUCCCACGACUCUGGGUACUACUUUGCCGAGCAAUUUGCCUUCCAGAAUAUGAAGGAUAUUGGCUACUGUGGGAUCCAGAAUAGACCCAACUCCAAUGGUGCUAGCAUUGUACACGCCGUCUUCUCCUCCUUUCAGAAUGGUACUACGACCGGCGAUGCCAACUGUCACAAUGGUGCCGAUGAUGGUCCCGGUGUGAGCUGUGCUGUUGAGAUCAAUGGUGAUUAUAGGGAUACCUACAACUUGGCCGUUGAGAAUAUCCCCAGCACCACGACGUGGACUGGGACUGUCAUCAAUACAGCUACCGGAGCUCAUACCCGCGUUGGAAGCUGGACGUUGCCCUCGGGCGCCGGCGGCAUCGAGUCUAGCUACUCUGGCUUUGUGGAAUACUAUCGCGGUACGCAGCCGUGUGCGAAGUUGCCCAAGACGGAGGCCACCUUUUACAACCCCAUGUCUAAGACGCCUGGUGCUGGGAAGGGCGUUGUAGGCAAGCCGUACGAGUAUGGGGAUUGCGUGGGCAAGGUUGACUUUUCGACGACACAAGUCUCUGAUGGGUAUGAAAUAAAGGUGGGGUUUUAA
Metarhizium brunneum ARSEF 3297 is the source of this 714-nucleotide messenger RNA. RefSeq lists its product as uncharacterized. The record is from RefSeq and is a predicted model, not a curated record. Lineage: Eukaryota; Fungi; Ascomycota; Sordariomycetes; Hypocreales; Clavicipitaceae.